UGUUUCUGUAGCGGUUCGGACGGACGCUUCGCGACGUUCGCUUGGCCCGCCGCUCGGUUCGCUUGGUCGCAGUUUUGCUGUUUCGCAGUUCCGCCAUUUGCCAUUUGCCGUUUGCCGUUUGCCGUUUCUUAUUUAUUAUUGUUUUUUUUUCUUCAUUUUCACUCGAAUCGGUGUGUGUUUUUUCUGACCGUGUACGUGUGAGCGAUUGUCCAAGUGCCAGUGCGAGCGGUCUCCCUCUCUCGGCUUGCCUUUUUCGCUGCUAAAAUGCAAAGAACACGCUCGAGAAACGUAAAUGGCGCCGCGCUAACGAAUGGAAUUGGAAUAUCAAACAGUGCCCCCCAAAGGCCCAUAUAAAAAAAUAAAAUUAAAAUAAAAAUAAAAACACAUUAGAUAAAACAUCGAGAAGAAGAAAAAAAUACGACAAACAACAAACAAACUUCGUAUUGCCCCUGCGCUUUUUUUUCGGGUGUGUGUUUUGUGCCAGUGCUUGUGCUUUUGUGUAAAAAAAAGUUUGAAGCAACAAACUAAAAACGCGGUCGAGAAGAAUUAUUAUAAGAGAAGCAACAACAAAUGAACACUUGCUGGAAGAUGAAUGGCAGAGCAACAACACAAAUUAAAGCUACAACAAGAAAGUGAAACAAAACAACAAAAUACCUCCAGCUGUACAAAUAUUGAUUGAUAUUGAACAACUUAAAAAGAGAAAUAAACACACAAUUAUAAAUAAUCAAAAUAAUCCGAAAGCUAAAGCAAAGAGCAAACGGAAAAUAAGAACUAAAUAAAAUGAAAAUUAUGUUCACUUCCCCAAAAAACCCGUCCAAUUGAAAAUAAUACCAAAAGUGUUUUUGAAAUUUUUGAAUAUUUGAACAAAUACUAAGGAAAAUACCGCUCAAAUGCGAGAGUAAAACUAUGAAAAUAUCGGAAAAUACCAAGUGAACUGAAUCAAACGCAAAACAAAUACUGCAAUUUGAAAUACAGUGGCGAGCAAAAUUGAGUGCAUGUUCACGACGCAUACUUUCGUCACCCACAAAAUCAUAAUCACAGCAGAAAAUCCAAAAGAGUUUUUUGUUUUAUAUUGAUUAUUUAAUUCUUAAUAAAUUCUAAGCAAAAACAAUGAUGAUACAGAUGAAUUCGAAGAAACUAAAAGUAGUAACGAAAAAACCCCGCAUAAACUCAAUUUUGCACGUUUCAAAAAGUUUUAAUUAUUAAAAUAAUAUUAACAUUUCGUCCAAAGACCUUUAUAUGAUAUGACUUCCUGUACGCGGUUUGGCAUGCUUUCUACCAAAUUUUCAAUUAUGUCUUUAGGAAUACGACUCCAUUCUGCUUCAACACGCUCCCAAAGGUUGGCCAUGUUUGAUGGAGCUGCUUCGUACUGCCCGAGCCGUCUUUUCACGAUUGACCAAAGAUUUUCAAUGGGAUUGAGGUCGGGACUUUGUGCUCGCCACUCCAUCAAUUUAAAAUUUUGCUUUCCAAUCCAUUCCUUAACAAUUUUCGGAGUGUGCUGCGGAUCCCCAUCUUGUUGAAAAACAAUUUCUGUUUCGGGAUAAGCACAUUUUUCAAUAAAAUUGGUAAGAUUGGUUUGAAAAAUUUGUAGGUAGUCCUCUUUCCGCAUAAUACCGUCUAUUAAGUGCAGAGGGCCAACAUGCCACCGUGUGAAGCAUCCCCAAACCAUUAUAUUUCCACCACCAUGUUUUACAUUUUGUUUAACAUGGUGUCUCUGUAUUUUUUCUCCGGGUCUACGCCAGCAGUAUUGUUUUCCGUCAGACUGAAAACGGUUAAAUUUUGACUCGUCAGACCAAACAACACGUUUCCAAUCGUCAAGAGUCCAACUUUUGUGUGGCCUUGCAAAUUUCAAUCGCGCUGUAACAUUUCUAUCGGAUAAUGCAGGUUUGUUUUUUUUUACACUUGAAAUAUAUCCGAUGUCUCGCAGUGCUCUUCUAGCAGUCCAUUCGCUUACAUUCUUGUUAAUAGCCAAAAAAGCACCCUUUGGUGUUAGAAGCUUGUUCCUUCUCAUCUUAGACAUCAUUAGUCGAGCAUCUGACUCCUUCAAUAGUUUUUUACGACCUGCGACUUGCGCUUUGGGAGUCACAUUCCGUCUCUUUUGAACUGCGAUUACCGCCGGUUGGCUUAUACCAAGCCUCUUGGAAAUUGCACGUGAAGUACAACCAUUCUCGGUCAGGCUUACAACAUUAUUUUCAAUUGCUUCAGAUAAUUUUCUCAUUUUUAUGCUCGAAAAUUGUUUAUAAUUACAAGCAAGUUCAAAAACACUUUGCUUAGUCCGAAACACGUUUUAAUCUGCGCUACGAACAUCAAAAAUAAUACGAAAACAAAUAUAAAGGUGAAUUCUGCAGAUUUAUGCUGAUAAGAGAAGUAAGAAAGCGAAAAUAGGUGAAAAAGUGCCAACGUGCAAAAUUGAGUUUAUGCGGGGUUUUUUCGUUUUUACUUUUAGUUUCUUCGAAUUCAUCUUUAUCAUCAUUGUUUUUGAUUAUAAAUUAUUAAGAAUUAAUUAAUCAAAAUAAAACAAAAAACUCUUUUGGAUUUUCUGGUGUGAUUAUGAUUUUGUGGGUGACGAAAGUUUGCGUCGUGAACAUGCACUCAAUUUUGCUCGCCACUGUAUAUACUGUUAUUAUUUUUUUUUUCGUUUUUUUUCCUCUUGCUAAGUAAAGUACAAAGAAUCACAAAGAAAUAGAAAAAAAUAACGGCAAAGAUAACAAAGCAAAUUGCAACUGCAGGACAGCAACAACAACAAACCGCAUGGAUGCAAAACAAAGUAAUGCAAAAUAAAUAAUUCGCCAAUACCAACGCACAGCAGAGAGAGUAAGAGCGAGACGGAUAAAUAAACAAACCGCGUCGACGAGUGCGAGAGAGAGAGCGAGCGAAAAGCUUCAUGCAGAAAAACAAGAAACAGCGCAAAACAUCUGGAGAACAUGGAGGGCGCCAGUCGCAGCAGGAACUCCUCCGCGGGUCAGAGUCAAGGUCGCGGCCAGGAUAUUGAGGAUCUCAAGCAAGACAUUCCCUACUUCGACGAGCCGGCGGCCCUCGAUGCCGAUCUCCUUGUUCUGGGCAAAAGCGAGUGCCAACUGGACGAGCUGACCUGGGAUCCCGAGGCGGAUGUGGAUGCGGAUCCACCGCUAGAGACGGCCCAGCCCGUCGAUCUCGAGGAGGACAACUAUCCGGAUGAGAACGAGAGCUCGGUGCUGGGCAGCGAUUAUGCGCCCAGUGGUAGUGGCAGUGGUGCGAAUAGCUUUUACCAGUCGCCCACUCCCUCCACCGCCGGCUCCGGAUGCGAUCUGAUGCUCCGUCCGCCCUCCAGUUCCAUGUACCACUUCAACUACCGAUCGCCGGGUAGUCCAUUGCCCGUGGCGAUAUCGGGUGGCGGAGGAUCCGGUUCGCGAGGUCUGCAUCCGUUUGCACAUUCCCCGGCUCUUGGCACAGUGCCGGGCUUCUAUCCCAAUAUGUGGUAUCCGAAUGCACCGUACGGCUCGGGAGGAUCCGGCGGAGGAGGAGGAGGAGGAGGAGGAGGAGGAGGAGCAGGAGGAGGAUCAGGAGGCGGAGCCGUGCCCGGUGGCAGGUACAUGGGCUACGGAGCCGGCGGCAGUGUGCCCAGUUCGGGAACAGGACCGGGGUCCAUUCAAGGAGCAUAUCCUGGGCACCCGGCCCACCUGCAUGCGAUGCACCACCCAUAUCCGCAGCCACAUCCGCACGCGCACCCCCCGCAGCAUCCGCAUCAUAUGGCACAUCCGCACCACCAGCAUCCGAACGAGACCAUGAUGGAGAUGUUUCAGCUCUCGAAUAGUGGUCGGGAAGCGCGAAAUCGUGCGGAGAAGAAUCGGCGGGACAAACUGAACGGAUCCAUCCAGGAACUAUCCACAAUGGUGCCCCAUGUGGCGGAGUCCCCUCGUCGAGUGGACAAAACAGCCGUGUUGCGGUUCGCCGCCCAUGCACUGCGAUUGAAGCAUGCUUUUGGCAACAGUCUGAUGCAACAGCGACCGCAGAUCACGGACACUCUGAUGGACAUGCUGGACAGCUUCUUCCUCACCCUCACCUGCCACGGCCACAUCCUGCUGAUCUCGGCCAGCAUAGAGCAACACCUGGGCCACUGUCAGUCGGACCUGUACGGCCAGAGCAUCAUGCAGAUCACCCAUCCGGAGGACCAGAACAUGCUCAAGCAGCAGCUGAUCCCCAACGAGCUGGAGAACCUCUUCGACGCCCAUGGCGAUGCGGAUGCAGAAGGUGAGCCCCGCCAGCGGAGCAAGUCCGAGGAGGACGCCAUCGAUCGCAAGUUGCGCGAGGACAGACGAAGCUUUCGAGUGAGGUUGGCUCGUGCGGGUCCCAGAUCGGAACCCACCGCCUACGAAGUGGUUAAGAUCGAUGGAUGCUUUCGACGCAGCGACGAGGCUCCCCGCGGCGUACGAUCCAAUCAUGUCAGCUCCAAUCUGCAGUUAAUCAGAAGGACUCGCGGUCGUGAUGAUGUCAUUCCCCUGCAUACCAUCAGCGGUAACGAUAUCAUUCUGACAGCCUGUGCGCGAAUUAUCCGUCCGCCGAAGAUCGCCAGUCGCCUGAUCGAUGCCAACACGCUGGAGUAUAGGACCCGCCACCUGAUCGACGGCAGGAUCAUCGACUGCGAUCAAAGGAUAGGAAUCGUGGCCGGCUACAUGACGGAGGAGGUGCGCAAUCUCAGUCCGUUCACCUUCAUGCACAACGACGAUGUGCGCUGGGUGAUCGUGGCCCUGCGGCAAAUGUACGACUGCAAUAGUUCGUAUGGCGAGUCCACCUACCGACUGUUCACCCGAAACGGCAACAUCAUCUACCUGCAAUCGAAGGGCUACCUGGAGAUCGACAAGGAGACGAACAAGGUGCACUCCUUUGUCUGCGUAAACACGCUGCUGGGCGAGGAGGAGGGCAAACGGCGGGUCCAGGAGAUGAAGAAGAAGUUCUCGGUGAUCAUAAACACCCAGAUACCGCAGUCGACCGUCGAUGUGCCGGCCUCCGAGCAUCCGGCUCUGUUGGAGAAGGCUGUGCUGCGGCUUAUCCAGAAUCUGCAAAAGUCCGGGGAUGAUGGCGGUCAUGAUGAGGGCGAUGAGGAUGACGAGGCGGAGGAUGAGGACGACGACGAGGACGACGAUGAUGAUCAGGAUGAUGGGUCGCGCAGCAUGUUAGAGCACGGCGAUCACUAUGGCAGCCAUCAUGGUCGGUCGCAUCAUGGUUCCUCGGCUCUAUCCUCCCACAGACAAGGUAGCUCCAAGACACCACCCCUGGCACUGGUUCCACCCGAAACAUCCUCCGUGAAGUCCUCGAUUUCGAAGAGCAUCAGUGUGGUCAAUGUGACGGCGGCUAAACAUCUGCGCAAUGUCCAUGGGUCGGCGGCCAAGUCGCCUAGCUCCCUGGGCAGUUGCACCUGCAGCGAAUCCCAUGCGCCCUGUGACUUCUGUCAAGGUCCACCCACGCCCGAUCCCCAGGCCGUUGGGUCCGCCCUGAAGAGGAGCAGCACUGUGCUGGCCGAGACCGAGGAAAGGAUCGCCAAGCGGCGCUAUAUACCCAGCACUGAGAUCGAGCACGUGCUACACACAUCUCUGGACCAAAUCGGCCGAAAUCUGACCCAACAACUCAACCAGGCCAGGAACUUGCGGGAACAGAGCCAGCGAUACGAGUUGCCCCAUGCCGAGCAGCGAUUCGAUGAGAUCAUGCAGGAGCACCAGAAACAAAGCGAGCUGUAUGUGAACAUCAAGAGCGAGUACGAGGUGCAGUUGCAGAACAAGGCCGGCAACCGGAAGUCAUCGGAGUCGGAUCGAAACCAGGAGGAGGACAAGGACUAGAGAGGAAGAAGGAGAGCUAGAUCGGCUCUUGACUGAAGGGUUUCAUCGAUGUGAUAACUACUGUCCUGGCAGCCAGCUCAAGUCCCAGAAAGCGUAGUGUCCCGAAAGGAAAGCAAAUUAAUGGAAGAAAACUGGUCAACUAAUGGUUAAUGAUUGACCAUCGGUUAAUGGGUAACUGCUGCAGAACAGAUACAGAUACGGAUAGAUAACCUUUAACCCCAACCUAUGAGUGAGCCUGACAAAGCACACGCACACACGCACCCACACACACACACUGUGUAUUCAGUUUGUUGUUUUUAACUUCAUGUACCACGUAGGGAGGACUUUUUACAUGCAUGUAGAGCUAGUUACCAGUGUAAAGUGUAGUUGUUUCCGUUUCCGGUUUGUUUUCGAAUGCUAAAAAAAAGUUGUAUUUAUUAUGUUUUUAAAAUUGGGCUACCCAUUUAAUUUUAUUAUCAAAGUUACGAAUUUUUAAUCGCUGAUUGUAGAACAAAUAUAAAAGAAAAAUCAAAAUAGAUCCAAUAUUGAAGACGGAAACGGAAACAAACUCUGACAAAAGAUAAUGACUAGCGUAAAUGGGAGGAUUUAAACAAUUAUUAGGCUAAAUCGUAAUAUACAUUAAAUAUACUAUAUAUACCUAUGUACCAUACGUUGUGCGUAACGCGCAUAGCCCAAAACUAAACGUGAUAAAAGACUGUUACCAACUACAUACACACACAUACUACACACAUGGAAACACCCGUAAAUCUAAAACUAAAACGUAAACUUAAUUCGGUAUAGUUUCGUAUAUAUAUAUAUAUAAAUUGAAAUAUUCACACGCCCAAAAGCAAGGGGCGUGGCAUAGUUAAAUUAAAUUUACUGUACGAACACUUUUUAUAGAUGUUUAAUGUUGUUAUGCUAUAAGAUAAAUCCGGAUGAGUUGCUGGAUUUUGGCCAAGCACGGUGCACCAACAAUUGCAAGUGAGCCAAGUACAAUUUACACAGAUAUAUACAUACUUAGAUGCAUAUAUGGUUCGAUGUAAACUUAUAAAUCGACGUGAAAACAAGAAAAGAAAAUUGAAAAGAAAAACCUACACACAAAAACCAGAAAAAGCCUAGGCAAAAAAUAAGAGAACUCUGUUAAAUGUUUGUUAUGCAUUUGUUUUUUUUUAUCUAAAUUAAUAUUAAACUAAUGUAUUAGUGAAUAAACUUGUGUACCUACAUACAAAACAAUGAUAAAACAUU
Molecule: messenger RNA, 7037 nt
Organism: Drosophila subpulchrella
Lineage: Eukaryota; Metazoa; Arthropoda; Insecta; Diptera; Drosophilidae
Gene: gce
Exons: 10
Coding region: 2925-5813 (962 amino acids)
Biological process (GO): regulation of transcription by RNA polymerase II
Cellular component (GO): transcription regulator complex; nucleus; cytoplasm
Molecular function (GO): protein dimerization activity; DNA-binding transcription factor activity, RNA polymerase II-specific; RNA polymerase II cis-regulatory region sequence-specific DNA binding
Source: RefSeq, a predicted model, not a curated record